This is a messenger RNA of Lolium rigidum, 777 nucleotides long. RefSeq lists its product as uncharacterized. The coding region runs from base 1 to 774 and encodes 257 amino acids. Lineage: Eukaryota; Viridiplantae; Streptophyta; Magnoliopsida; Poales; Poaceae. The record is from RefSeq and is a predicted model, not a curated record. The transcript is spliced from 6 exons.
AUGGGCGUCCAAGGUGGUAGAAGAAACCCUCCUGGCAUCUUGGACGGCCUCUACGGAGUACAGGUUGGGCGUCAACCCCCACAUGCACAGAGCGACGAUGAACCAGCUCGGACUUGCUUCACCGAUUCGUCAACUUGUGAAAACCAAAAUGGCCAUGGAACAGUUACACAACAGCAACAAAGAUUGAUGAUACGACGACUGUGGCAGCAAAGGCCCUCAUGCUUGAAGCCAAUCCAUUGCAGCAUCACAUGUGACAAGCAUGCUGGUGAAACUUUUGCAAACGUUCUCACCUCUCUGCCCUUCAUUAUCCUUGGACUGCACACACCAAGGAAGAACUUGAAUGCUGCCAUCUACGCCAACUCGCUUGUCGGAGUAGGAAUAGCUUCAGGCCUGUAUCAUUCUUCCAAAGGGGAAGUCCGAAAAAUCCUGAGAUGGGCAGACUAUACUAUGAUUGCCACUACUACUUUGUGUUUAUCCAGAGCUGUUAGGAAUGAGAACCCAGGACUACUAAUGGCAGCAUCAACAUUGCUCCUGCCAUUUCAGCCUUUCGUGGUUUCAGCUGUACACACUGGAAUGAUGGAGGUUUCCUUUGCAAAGAGAGCAUCAGUUGAACCAGAGCUCAGAAUGGUACAUAACCUGCACAAGAUGUCAUCUCUAUUGGGAGGCGCGCUGUUUAUUGCGGACGAUUACUUCCCAGACACACCCUAUAUCCAUGCUGCAUGGCAUCUUGCUGCUGCGAUGGGCAUUGGCACAUGCAAUAAGCUUCUUGGGUGACAA